This is a messenger RNA of Penicillium longicatenatum, 2697 nucleotides long. RefSeq names its product WD40 repeat domain-containing protein. Gene Ontology annotation, molecular function: protein binding. The transcript has 6 exons. Bases 1 to 2697 code for a protein of 898 amino acids. The record is from RefSeq and is a predicted model, not a curated record. Lineage: Eukaryota; Fungi; Ascomycota; Eurotiomycetes; Eurotiales; Aspergillaceae.
AUGCCGGAGAUUCUAAAGCACCACCUCCCAGGGCUGCAACGUUCCCCGAACCUGCUGACAGAAAACUUGAUAGGCUCGGUGAUCUCGGAUGUCCCAUCAGGAUCUAGCAACAGCCAACAGGAUGGCCAACGGAAUUCUCGUCGUCCGGCGCCCAUUGGUGGUCCGUUGGUCAGAAAUUCUACCUCGUACACGCUGCAUGAGACCCGGACCGAAUCCAGCGCCAUCGACCCGUUAUCUCAGCACAUAAUUAAGCGUACCAAUACGCAAAAGUCUAUUCCUCUGAAGUUAUUGGGUCGGGCAUCGUACGAGGCCGAUGCCGGGGGCUCGGAGUACAACUUGUCAGACCAUAGUGCGGCUCGGGGAGAUGCGUCAAACUCAAAGCUGCCCAAGGAAAAGAAAAAAGGUGUUUCUUUUCUUAGUCGAAUCAUUGGUACCAAGAAAAAAGAUUCGCUAUCUGAAGCAGAAGAUGAUCACUCGGAAGCAGAAGCCAGUCGCAUGUCCAUCGACACUUCGCAUCCAAUAGGGUUCGUCCCUCGGCACCCGGCCCCAUCCCGCUACAUGAAGGUUCGAGCCCAUUAUAAGAAGGAUAAGACUUUUGACCGUCUGUUCCUGGCACAAGAACUACAGGGCGCGGGCGUGCAGCAGUCUGUCGCAGGAAGACGAGGAUCAACCUCGACGAAUGCCAAUGACGAUACUGGAAGAGCGAUUUGGGCUCUUAGUUUCUCCAAAGAUGGCAAAUAUCUAGCUGCGGCGGGUCAAGAUCGGAAGGUUCGAGUAUGGGCCGUCAUCACCUCACCAGAGGAGCGGGAGCAGGCCACAUUGGCUGGUGAUACUCCAGAGGCGCAACAGCUGAAAUUCAAGGCACCGGUGUUUUCACCGAAACCUGUCAAUGUGUACGAGGGACAUACUGGGAGCAUUUUGGACUUGAGUUGGAGUAAAAACAACUUCCUUCUGUCUUCGUCUAUGGACAAAACCGUCCGAUUAUGGCACGCGAGUCGAACCGAAUGUCUAUGCUGCUUUCAACACAGCGAUUUUGUCACCUCGAUCCAAUUCCAUCCCAAAGAUGAUCGAUUCUUUUUGGCCGGCUCAUUGGACUGCAAGCUACGACUAUGGAGCAUUCCAGACAAGAGUGUGGCGUUUAUGACAACAGUACCGGAUAUGAUCACCGCGGUAGCGUUUACACCAGAUGGCCGGCAGUCAAUGGCAGGAUGUUUGAAUGGCCUACUCAACAUCUAUGACACCGAGGGUCUCAAGGUAUCAGGUCAAAUCCACGUUCGAUCGGCCCGAGGACGAAACUCUAAAGGCAACAAGAUCACCGGAAUUGACACCAUGAUAAUCCCCGAGGAAGAUCCGAAUGGAGAUGUCAAAUUGUUGGUGACUAGCAAUGACUCACGAAUUCGGCUCUACGAUUUCCAACUGCGGACUCUCGAGGCCAAGUUUCGGGGCAAUGAAAACACCUGCAGUCAGAUUCGGGCAUCAUUUACCGAAGAUGGUAAGCAUGUUAUCUGUGGAAGUGAAGACCGCAGAGCCUAUGUCUGGCCCAUUGGAGCGGCUGAAGGAGAUUCCGACAAGCGAGCCGUGGAGGUAUUUGAAACCCAAUCCGCCAUCGUCACUGUGGCUGUGACAGCACCUAUGAAAACGAAGCAGGUUCUUGGGCUAUCCGAAGAUCCGAUCUACGAUAUCUGCAACCCUCCACCUGUGGCUCUCAUGAGCCCCGAAGACUCGCCAGGAACUCCAAAGCAAUCUAGUUCUGACAUUACCAAGAUUGAGCACAAGCACCAACGGUCCUCAUCAGCGCCACGCGUAUCCAUCGUGAAGAAAAUGGCGCAUGAAUCUCCUUCCUACCUGGCCCGGUCAAAGCACCCAGACGGGAGUAUUAUCGUGAUUGCCGACUAUUCUGGCAAGAUCAAGGUCCUCCGACAAGACUGUGCCUAUCAGAAACGUCGCUACGAGAACUGGGAUCAUUCCACCAUCUCUAAGCGGCUUUUACGACGCUCCAACUCCACACACCAUAGCAUCGCCUCCUCAAUGAGCAAAGACUCUGCACACAAAACCCCAUCCGAGCGGAUCGUCUCCUGGCGCAACUCCGUCAUCCGCAAUGGCCGCGCCAGUACAGAGGGAUCCCGCUCCGGUCUUCGUACUCGCAGUCCGUCUCCACAACAUCGACCAGCCGCAUUCCGGCUUUCCUCAUCCCGACCCUCAAGUAUGGGUCCGAAUGAGUCUCUUUCGGUUGUCGCAAAUUCCCCGCCGCCCUCACCUCGUCGAUCCCGAUUAGAUCAUGGCCAUAGCCACCUGGCCGAAGACUCCAAUGAGCCAAACGAACGGUCACCCGACUCGCGCAAACUACCCCCCACAGCAGCUGAGAUGGUGGCCAGUGGCAAGGGCAAAGAAAAUCCACUUUGGUUGCAAGGAGAUCACAGCUAUGCAUACUGGAACAAGAUUACACACGAUGCAUUGGCGGCCAAAUCCCGCCAGGCAAAAGAUUUCCUAAGUCCUAGUCGCAUCCCCUCCGGCAGCGAUCGUAAGUUAAGUGUAUCUGGCAGUGUUCUCAGCAGCGAUUAUGGAUCCUCCAUGGGCGAGACUGAUGAAGAUAUUCUGAAAUGUGAGCAUUGCCGUGGUACUAACUUCCGUGGGGUCAAAGACCGGGGUGGGAAGCAGAAGUUGAUUUGCGUUCAAUGCAAUCGCUCUGUUUCCUAA